This is a messenger RNA of Plasmopara halstedii, 1446 nucleotides long. Its product is annotated as C2 domain. The record is from RefSeq and is a predicted model, not a curated record. The transcript has a single exon. Lineage: Eukaryota; Oomycota; Peronosporomycetes; Peronosporales; Peronosporaceae. The coding region runs from base 1 to 1446 and encodes 481 amino acids.
AUGCCUAUAACCAACAACAAUCAACCCACAUUUACGUCUGAACCGCUAGCACGGCCGACGUCGCCCCCACACGCGUUUCAUGUAGACGAUGAUGCGUCCGGUGAUUUAGGUGACAACAAUAACGAGUUUCCUCAAGCCGAACAGAUUCUCGUAAGUCACUUACGCUUUGCACAUGCUCUUCGCAAGAAUGAUGCGGCCAUGAUAUUGCAAUAUUUAUCCAAGGAUGUGACGCUUAUAUCGAUGGACGGCGCAGUCCACGAAGGCCAGUCGGCUGUGCUCGCGUAUCUCGUGGGUCCCCGCAUGACAAAAGUGAGUGCAAAUCUUCAUAUUAAAGGCUGUCCGUCGCGUUCGGGAGUGUGCCAGUCGACAUUUAUUUACGAGCAUGGCAUCGUUUUCAAGGAUCCGUUGUUCAUGGAAGUGUUGGAGUGGAAGCCUCAGAACGCAACGAUCAUUCGAAUCACGCAUUUUGCGCUUCCAAAUGCAAAAAGUGGAAAGACGCCACACGAUUUUAGUAGAUCAAUGCCACUUCGACUUUCGUUUGGAAAUCGGAUAUCGGAUGGCGAUCCAAGUGAAGUUAAUGAAGAUUCAGAUGGAAACGAGACAGGCGAAUCAGAGAAUUACAGAAAUAGCGUUUCCGGACCUGUCAAAAUGCGCUCUCGACGUCUUAAAUCCAAUAGUUCAGCUGAUACGAACAACUCAAACAUUACAGCGGAUACAACAAGUUUACGACGUUCCAGUAGCAGUGGCAGCAAUCGAAGUGGAGGGAACGAGGCUGCUAUCCAGCCAUUGACGUUUGGCUCGAUGUCAUCUUCAGGAAUUCGAAAAUCUGUGCCAAUGCUUACACUUGUGGAGAUUUCAUGUAAAGGUUUGGUGCCUAUUCGCAAGCGCAAGACGGUGAAUCCUUUUGUACUAAUGCGCUGUCCAGUAACCAAUUGUGUUUGGAAGAGUCCGAUCAUGCGUCGAGAUCCGAAUCCUAAGUGGACUCAUCUUCGAUUUAAGGUUCCUACUCAAAAUAUCGCUGAUGUGGUGGAAAUUUCGUUGUGGGACCAUACUUUCUUUCGUUCAGUGAAGGUGGCUGGAGCAGCCCUCGUCUUGUCUGAUGUGCUCAAAAACUCGUCUGAGUUCUGUACUACAAUUUGUCUGGAACGAUUUGACGCAACUCGCUGUGCUGGUGAACCUCAGCAUGUGUCAAUGCAGCUUCGAUUCGUGCAAACUGGCGGAAGUGAUUCAGUUGUUCGCUCCUCUAAUGAACCAGACCAAAAUACCAAUAAGUAUGAGAAUAAGCCGAGUCAGAGUAAGCUGACUAUCCCUUCUGGCUCAACCUUUCGUUUAAAGUCGCUGGUACUGUUUCCGUUUGUGAACGGUCAUGACACCAGCAUAUUGGCGAUGGUUGUUCUGGCUGCUAUUGUUGCGGCAGUUUUCUGGAUGCUAAUUCAGUGGCCGUAA